Molecule: messenger RNA, 3312 nt
Organism: Lodderomyces elongisporus
Lineage: Eukaryota; Fungi; Ascomycota; Pichiomycetes; Serinales; Debaryomycetaceae
Gene: MSB1
Product: Msb1p
Exons: 1
Coding region: 1-3312 (1103 amino acids)
Cellular component (GO): cellular bud tip; cellular bud neck
Source: RefSeq, a predicted model, not a curated record
AUGAUGGACAAACCGCUUCCCAAUGUUGACAAGUUACAACUACCGAAGCUACCGGAACAAAUUCCAGGCUUGGCUAAAGAUCAAAGUCACGAUUACUAUUCACGAAAAGACUUGAAAACAGCACUACAUAUAAUCACUCAAGAGUUGAAAAAGAGAGGCACUAAAACUCCACACAUAUUCCUCCCGUUUCGAUCCAGAGUAGACGAUCGCAAACUAAAUCACUUUUUGACAAAAUUAGCUCCAAAGGGCGUAGUCUCGCGAGACGCAACAAUGGUUAGUGAGCUAUGUAAGGAGACAAACGAGUUUACUCUUAUUUGCAGUUUAAAGUACUUUUGGUCGAGAUUACCAAAUAACGAGAUCAUCGGCAUGGAUGUAUACAAAGAGUUUAAAAGAAAAGAAGAAAAACAGGGAUAUCCCAAGAAUGCAUUUUUAACAAUCAUGCCCAAAUGUUUAUCCUCCCCGGCACAUGCAUCUAUUGUCUAUGACUUUCUCGAUUUACUUUUGAGUGUUAUUGCCAAUUCACAAUACAAUUACCUUAGCGGGAGAAAAGUGAGUCGAAUGGCGAGUUUCUGGGCAUUCAACAGCAACUUGAAUGUACGCAACAAACUGGUGUUUGCUGAUUUCGACAAUGAACAAGAGCACGAUUUCCCUGAAGGGUUGGAUAAUUGGAAAGUGACGACAAUGGCAUUAUUCCACUUGGUGCUAUCGUUUCUUCGCUCAAUGCUUCCUGAGAAUGAUUCAGAAACAUUAAAGCUACCAAAGGCAUUACAAAACCUUCUUGUGACGACUCAGUAUCCACCUGAGGAGAAGGAGAAUCUGCGAAAAGUGGUGGCCGUGCCUUGUAUCUGUGUUUCUACAACGAGGCCCUCGUUAAGCGCAUAUGAUUUGAUUAGCAAAGUACGCCAAAGCCUACCGCUUGACAAGAAAGACGAAUUCUCAAAGGAAAAUUACACCAUUUUGAAAAAUGUGUUUUUAAAGAAAAGUACUAGUGAGGUUGUUGAUACAUUUACACAGGAGUCUACAAGAGUCUUGGAUCGAAUAUCCGAUGAUGGUGUCGAGAAUGAAUUUGGUUUAAGACCCGGAUGGGCAAAACCAACGAUGCUGCAAGCUUCAUCCAGCGAUAAAGGUCUUCCGCUAUUUUCCCAUAUAGUAGUAAAAGAUGUCAUGAUACAAGACUACUAUAUCUGGACAUGGCUUUCCUCGCUAGCAAGUGACCAGCCAGAGGUGCAAAAAAGGACAUUUGGGAGAUCAAUUGUUGUUGAAGCAGACGUUUUGGGAUUCAAGAAAUGGAUUGUGAUUACUGAGAAACUGAUGGAUAAAACAACGUAUACAAAGCUUUCUGGACAACGCAAAAAACAGCAAUACAAGCAGAACAAGAUGAUUAUACACGAGGAGUAUAAAGAUACACCACUACCGCCAUUACCGAAGGAGAUUUCUACUGAGGCACCAGUAGUGCCUAAUAAGGAGACAUUACCAACAGGUGAAAUUUCACCUCAAAGUAAAACGUCACCAGUUGGUCCUACUGGUUUGCCUCAGGAUAUAAUCGAUGUCUAUGAAGAGUUUGAGAGACUGUAUGGCGAAGAGUCGAGUUACAUCUACCCUACGCCAGUUAGUACUGAAACACCACUACCUCAAUCUCCUGAACCUAGCAUGUCACUGCUGGAUUCGAGGUUUACAAAGACCACCACCGGACCAAUUUUUGCACCUCAAAAGACCAACCCUACAAGAAAGGCGCCGCCAAAAAUUGACGACGGAAUUCAACAUAUUUCCUCAGAUGGAUCUACUAAGCCGCAAGUGGGCUUGCCUACUUUGAAAACACAAGAAUUGUUAGAUAAGGAAAAGCAAGAAAAGUUAGAGGCAAAAAGAGCAAAGAGACGUGCAGAAAAAGCACAAUUGGCUGCAGCAAAAGCUGCUGGGUUCCAAUUCCCAAUGUUUUCAAGUGAUGUUCAGCAACCACCGCCACCACCACCACCACAACCUCUACCAUUUGACUUUAAUCUUACCUUGUCUGGUGAAGAAACCACUACUGCUUUUACUGUUCCUCCCUCUGCCCCUACUCAACCUAUCAAGUCAAUGUUAAUUGACUCUUUGCCUGAUUUGCCACAGCAAAAAUCAUCAAAUCGGGUUCAUGCCAAACGUGAACUGAAGGAUAAAGCGUUGCCUCCUAUUCAACUUGAACUGGAAAAUGUUGCAACUCACGUGACAGAUUUUGCAGAAGAGUCACAUCAACUCAGUACACAACCAGUACCAACAUUGCAGCCACCAAGACCAAAUAAUCCAAACAUAACUACAGGAUUCGUUUCUUCGCCCUAUGGCUCGCCGAUCCCUUCUCAUGAGCCUGAACAUGAACGUGAACAAGAACAUCUGCAAAUAUUUGAUAAUCAACAGUUUAGCACAUUUGUGGACUCUUCUGGUCGGUAUUCAGCACUGCCAGCUAUAACUCAAAACGAGACUGGCAAGUAUAACGAAAACCAAGGUGGACGUUUUGUACCUUCGCCGGUGGAUAUUCCUCCUGACUCACAUAAAGGUGAUGCUAGACAAGAAGCACGGCUUAAAAUCCCUGAGGUAGAACAAACUGCAAAUACAAAUGGUUCAACAUAUGCAAGAAAUUCAGACGAAGUUGCAAUGUCUCACUACCCCGAACUGGAUGAGCAUGUUAAACAACAGCAACAACAACAACAGCAGCAGCAGCAGCACGCGGCUAGCAGAUCUCCACAAAUUAUUCCUGCUUACGAACGCCAUUCAAGCAAGUCUCCGCAAAUGGGUAUGACAAACCCUAGAUCAAAGUCAACUUCUCCGGUACAUCCGUCAAUGCAACAUCAUAUGCAAGGACUGAUACCAAUGCAACAUGUGCAACAUAUGACACCCCAGCCUAUGCAUUCUGCGCAGAUGCAACCAACGCAACCAAUGCAGCCAAUGCAGCCAAUGCAAACACAACCUAUGCAGCCAAUGCAAACACAACCAUUGCAGCCUAUGCAGCCAAUGCAACCAAUGCCUCAAGGUGUGUACCAACCACAGAUGUACCCAUACUAUCAGCAACCAAUGUACCAGCAACCCGUGUACCAACCGCAAAUGGUUCCACCACAGCCAUACCCAGGGAAAGUACCGUAUCAGCAGCCAAUGUAUAACACACAGCUGCAGAUGCCUCUGCAUCCACCACACCCCACACAUGCACCUCAUGCGCCGCCAAUGCAGCCUAGAACAGGUGCUGCAAUGAACAUGGUGCCUGUUGGAGUCAAACAUAACAAGAAUAAAACUGCAAACAAGGCUAAUCUUCGUCAAGCUUUUGUCAAGGGCGAUUAUGGUAUAUAG